AUGUGUUCAUAUCUGUAUGUCGAGUGCUCAGAAUUGAAUGCAUGUGCAGCUGAUAAUCGAACAUGUUGGGAACCUGAACAUAAAUGUGUAACACAUCCACGUUGUCAUAAUGUUCCAUUGUGUUAUCCAAUGGACAUGGCCACAGAAACCAUAUGUCCACCUAUAUUGACAACAACAAGUAAUUCUUCAUUACCUCAUGAUGGAAUAUGCGCGAAAUCAAAAUGGAACCGAGCAGGUGAUAUUGUAGCUGGAGGAGACUAUGGGUCGAAUCUGGAUCAACUCAUGGCUCCUCAUGGUAUGUUUGUAGAUGAUGAUGAUGCGAUCUAUGUUGCAGAUGGUGCAAAUCAACGAGUGAUUAAAUGGGUACCUGGAGCGACAACUGGUCAAGUGGUAGCCGGUGGUAAUGGAAAAGGUAAUAACAGUGAUCAGUUUGAAUUUGUAACAAAAGUUGUUGUUGACAAAAAUGGAACCAUGUUUAUAUGUGAUAAUUAUAAUUUUCGAGUACAACGAUGGUUUAAAGAUGCUAAGCAUGGAGAAACAAUUGUCAACGAUAUUUUAUGCUAUGGAUUAGCGAUAGAUAACGAAGGAUCAUUGUAUAUAUCCGAUAAAGCUCAUAAUAGUGUAGUCAAGUGGCCUGGUAACCAAACAGUUGCCGGUGGAAAUGGACCAGGAUUUGAUCUGAAUCAAUUAAACGAUCCCAAUCAUUUAUUUGUCGAUAAGAAUAAGUCAGUAUAUGUGGCUGACAAUUUUAAUUAUCGGGUAGUAAAAUGGCCGGCUGGUGCUGAAGAAGGCAUUGUUGUGGCUGGUGGUAACGAACAAGGAUCUGCCAAGGAUCAAUUGAGUACACCACAGUCGGUGGCUGUUGAUGAUUCUGGCACUGUCUAUGUUCUUGAUUACGGUAAUGAUCGAGUAACGCGUUGGUUUGAAGGUUCUACAUCAGGUAAUAUUAUCCUCGGUCGACCAGGAUGGGGUGAUGACACAUCUUAUGUAUAUCGUGCAAAUGAUUUGGUAUUUGAUCGGCAUGGAAACUUGUACGUUGUCGAUAAUUCAAAUUCUCGCAUUCUUAAAUUUACUAUCAACAAAAGUGCUUGUUCGGCAGGUAAAUUUUAA
Rotaria sp. Silwood1 is the source of this 1110-nucleotide messenger RNA. The record is from the annotation of a GenBank genome assembly. NCBI's taxonomy places the organism in Eukaryota, Metazoa, Rotifera, Eurotatoria, Philodinida, Philodinidae.